ACGAGUCUACACUCUACACGUGCUCGGAUCGGCCGACAGCCGACGGAGUGUCGGAGUUUCGUUGUUCUUUCGUAUAUGUAAAAAAAUAGAACCUAUAUUAAUUAAUAAUUCGUUCCCUUUCACCUUUUGGUUUAGUAUUGCGGCUCGGCGAGCGUUCUAAACUUUGUACUAAUAGAUGCUUAUCACCGAAGUCGCAAGUUUGACGUACACGCUGCUCGACCGCGCUCGUGCGUGCAGUGUACCCUCCUAACAAAUGAGUCUUCAGUCCUCACAAAAUUGAAAACACUAAACAGUCGGUUAUCUCUUUUCUGUUCAGUAAGCAGUAACGGUAUUACGGUACGAUUAAAGUGUGUACUUCCCAAAAUCCUGUUUUCUGUUUUCUUUGUAACGUGCCCGCUGAAGGUCAACUUUCUGAACGUUCUCUGCUUAAAAAUGGCCAAAACAUUGUCUUGUAAAAUCGGACCAUCUAUUUUGAAUGCUGAUUUAUCACAGUUGUAUGAUGAAUCCCAAAAGUUGAUAGAUAGUGGAGCAGAUUAUUUACACUUGGAUGUUAUGGAUGGAACUUUUGUUCCUAAUCUAACUUUUGGACAUCCAGUAGUGAAAUGUCUAAGAACUAAGUUACCCAACACUGUAUUUGAAACGCACAUGAUGGUUCAAAAUCCAAUUCAAUGGAUUUCUGCUAUGGCUGAUGCUAAUGUAAACCAAUAUACAUUUCAUAUUGAGCCAUGUGAUGAUGUUCCUUUAGUAUGCCGCAAAAUUAAAGAAGCUGGCAUGAAAGUAGGCUUAGCAAUAAAACCUGGCACUCCGGUUACAUGUGUUGAAGAAUAUAUAGAUAUGGCUGAUAUGAUUUUAGUGAUGACGGUUGAACCUGGAUUUGGUGGUCAGAAAUUUAUGAAAGACAUGAUGCCAAAAAUAGAAUUGUUGAGAGAAAAAUAUCCCACAAUGGACAUUGAAGUUGAUGGAGGUAUCGGUCCAAAUAACAUAGAUGUUUGCGCUAUGGCAGGAGCAAAUAUGAUUGUGUCUGGAACCGCAGUUAUUCAAGCUAAAAAUCCACCUCAAGUUAUUCAACUUCUUAAAGAUUCUGUCAAUAAACAUUUAAAUAAAAAAUCAAAUUGUUAAUUUUAUUUUUGAAUGAAGUUUAUUAUUGUUAACAUUUAGCAUAUUCAUUAAGAGGAGGAAUGGGUAAAUUCUCCAAACUAAUUAUAAAAUUUAAACAAAAUUAAUGUGAAAAUUAGAAUAAUCCAAACAAAAUGAGGUUUAGUAUUCAUAUUAUGAUAGAUGAUAUUGAACAGGUAGGCAUUUAAAUUUCAAAUAAAUGAUGUAUUCAUUAUUUUCUGUUUUAUUCAAAAUGUAUACUACUAUAUUUAUUUUAAUAAGAUUGAAGUUCAAAAAAAAAUUAUUUUACCCAUACAUUCCUAACGGAAAAUAUGAUUAAAUAUGGCAUAACACUCGUACUUUUUUAAAAUCUUUUGUUUAUUGUUUGUAUUACCUUGAUAAAUUUAUACAUAAUAUAAAUCAACAAUUUCUGUACUUGUAGAUAUGAAAUAGAGUAUACUAGUGAGUUUUAAUAAAUAUUACUUUAUAAUUUUUA
Molecule: messenger RNA, 1591 nt
Organism: Myzus persicae (green peach aphid)
Lineage: Eukaryota; Metazoa; Arthropoda; Insecta; Hemiptera; Aphididae
Gene: Rpe
Product: ribulose-phosphate 3-epimerase
Exons: 4
Coding region: 433-1119 (228 amino acids)
Biological process (GO): carbohydrate metabolic process; pentose-phosphate shunt, non-oxidative branch; pentose-phosphate shunt
Cellular component (GO): cytosol
Molecular function (GO): D-ribulose-phosphate 3-epimerase activity; metal ion binding
Source: RefSeq, a predicted model, not a curated record